GUAUAAGUGAGGUUAUGUUUCACUACGGAGUAACGCGACAUCUAUUAGUAUUAAUUAGAAUUAACAAAAAUUGAUGUUUAUUAAUCUAACCUCAAAAAUAACAUUCAAAAAGUUAUUUGUAAAGAAAUGAUUUGCUUUUUUAAAUUAAUAACAUCGUUUUUAAUCAUUUCUAACGUCUUAGCUGAUAAUGCUUUGGAGCAAUUUGCUGCUAAUAGUAAGGGGCACACAAAUAAUUGGGCCGUUUUAGUAGAUACUUCAAGAUUUUGGUUUAAUUAUCGUCAUGUUGCAAAUGUUCUUUCAAUUUAUCGUAGUGUUAAAAGACUUGGAAUUCCAGAUAGUCAAAUUAUCCUUAUGAUUGCUGAUGAUAUGGCUUGUAAUCCGAGGAAUCCUCGCCCAGCUACAGUUUUUAAUAACGCGAAGCAACAUAUUAACGUGUACGGAGAUGAUGUGGAGGUAGAUUAUCGAGGAUAUGAAGUUACUGUUGAGAAUUUUAUACGAGUAUUAACAGGGCGUUUACCUCCUGAAACUCCGCGAUCAAAGCAGCUACUUACUGAUGAAGGGAGUAAUAUUUUGAUUUAUUUAACUGGGCAUGGGGGUGAUGGAUUUUUAAAAUUCCAAGAUUCUGAGGAAAUAACCAGUCAAGAAAUGGCUGAUGCCUUAGAACAAAUGUGGCAAAAACAACGAUAUAAUGAAAUAUUUUUUAUGAUUGAUACAUGUCAAGCUGCCUCAAUGUAUGAAAAGUUUUAUUCACCUAAUAUUUUAGCUGUUGGUAGCAGUUUAGUUGGUGAAGAUUCAUUAUCUCAUCAUGUUGAUGCAUCAAUUGGAGUGUAUAUUAUAGACCGUUAUACUUAUUAUGCUCUCGAAUUCUUGGAACAAUGUGGAGCUGGAAGUAAAAGAACCAUGGCUGAAUUUCUGAGGGUUUGUCCAAAAUCCCAAUGUAUUUCAACAGUUGGUAUAAGAACUGAUUUAUUUAAACGAAGAUUAACUGAAGUACCAAUAACGGACUUUUUUGGGUCAGUUCGACCUGUUGAAUUAACAGUAUUAAAUAACCACACCAUUCCAAUAAUUAAAAACGUAAAUAAACCCAAAGAUAGCGUUUUAAAGAAAAAUAAGUACAGUUUUGUACCUGCUUUAUCAUAUUAGUUUUUAUUAGCAUUUUGAAAUAGUCAAAUUUUUCAAUAAAAAGAAAUUAACAAGC
Molecule: messenger RNA, 1198 nt
Organism: Onthophagus taurus
Lineage: Eukaryota; Metazoa; Arthropoda; Insecta; Coleoptera; Scarabaeidae
Gene: PIG-K
Product: Phosphatidylinositol glycan anchor biosynthesis class K
Biological process (GO): proteolysis; attachment of GPI anchor to protein
Cellular component (GO): GPI-anchor transamidase complex
Molecular function (GO): GPI-anchor transamidase activity
Source: RefSeq, a predicted model, not a curated record